GAAGUGAUUGUUCUUAUUGACUGCCUUAGAUCUGAUCCGGAUCUUAUUGGGGAACAUAGUUCACUGACUAAUUGUCACAUUAGUCAUCAAAUAGGACCAGUUAGCUAAAGGAAUGUCUAAUAAGAAGGGUGAUUGCCUAUAUUUCUCCCCACAUUAUACAAGAGAUUCACCUCUGGAAAUCAAGCUCAGACCAUGCUUUUGUAAAAUAAAUAUUCAUGUUUAUGAGCCAUAUAUUCCAAGUAGGCUAAUUGCAACACACGUUCUGUAUUUAAUCUUUCACUCUUUUCUUUCAGCUGAUGUGACUUCUGCACCCAGUGUCCAAACACUGACGGCUAUAGAAGGAGGAAAUGUGACCUUUUGGAGUGGGCUGAGUAAACAAACUCAUGCCAUCCUCUCCUAUGGCAAUGUCACUCUGCUCAACUUUCACAAUGGUGAAACACUGAAAAAAAAAAGCAAAAUCUGUGUGGAGAAUGGGACCAUCAUCAUGACCAACAUUCACCAGAAUGACAGCAACCACAUCUACAAACUCCAGAUCGUUGGACUUGAAGUCGAAACAUACAACUACAAACUGAAUGUAACUAAGUGCCAACUUCAAGUUUCUGAUUAUACCUCUGUCCCACCAACUCAACACCCCAGUACACAAGAGAAGACAGAUCAUACCACUGUGGCCCUCAUCAUAGUUGGUCUGGUUGUUGUUGUUGUUGUUGUUGUUGUUGGCUGGAUAAUUUACUGCAAAAGGGAGAAGCUCAGGAAAAGAGAUCUGUGGAAAGUCAUCUUCAGAAAACAAUCAACCAAUUUGACCAAUGGAAACUACCACGGAUCCACCUCACAUCGUGUGGAGACUUUGAAAUGAUGUGUUGAUGUUGUUGUUGUUUGUGUUACAGUGACACCUGCAGGCUGAAAAACAAA
Periophthalmus magnuspinnatus is the source of this 909-nucleotide messenger RNA. RefSeq lists its product as uncharacterized. The record is from RefSeq and is a predicted model, not a curated record. Bases 113 to 853 code for a protein of 246 amino acids. The transcript has 3 exons. NCBI's taxonomy places the organism in Eukaryota, Metazoa, Chordata, Actinopteri, Gobiiformes, Gobiidae.